CAAAUUCGCUUCCCACAAUCUCAGUUAGUAAAAUUGACAUACGUUUUCAUAAAAAAAUUUAUAAUAUUUUCAAUAAAACUUUGUAGUAGCUAUAGUAGUAAUAACAAUAGGAUUAAUACGACAUGUACUAAUGAAAGUGGAAUGUCUGUUGAAGAGCACACUUGUAAAGUUGUUCAAAUGCAUCUAUUGGCUAGGAAUUUUGCUCUACAGCUAAAGGAAACAGUGAAAAAUGAUAAAACUCUUCAGUAUGGGAAAGUCUUAGAAUAUCAAAUGAUUUAUUUUGGGAAAACUAAUGAAGAUAAAUAUGUUACUAUUGAAGAGUAUAUACCUGGAGAGUUUACAAAAUAUUUGAACAAUACAGGAAUGAAAUGUGUCCCUGAUUUAGACAUCCUGGGACAAAAAGCAGAGAGUCUUACUCAUUAUUCUUUUGAAAAGUCAGAAAAGAAGUUAAUGGUGGUUGAUAUACAAGGGAAUGGACACAAACUAUUUGACCCAGAAAUAGCAUCUUCAGAUUUGUUUGACAAUUCUCAGAAAUUGCUGUUCAGUAUUGGAAACCUGGUAACAAUGGCUCAUGACAAUUUCUUAUACAACCACAAGUGCAAUGAACUUAAACCAUUAGUACUUAAACCAUUUACUGAAUGAGCUGCAGAGUAAAUAUCUAAUUACAAGACUGAAAAAAACUUGAAUUCACAAGAACUCAACAGUUGUGUAAGAUAUACAAGUUAUACAUUGCUAUCUUUGUAAGUUAAGUUAUUUCAGUUUCUGUUGACAUUUUGCAAAAACACUAUGUUCCAUGUCAUGAAAAGGCAUAGCCAGUUUGGUCAUGCUGUGUAAAAAUUUAAAUUUUCAUUUACUCUAAGAACAUUGAUUUUUCAAAAAAUAAAUAAUAUUAUGAUAUGAAACUUAGAUAGUACGAUCAAACUUGCCAGCUAGCUACCUGUUUAGACAGGUUGGAUACUGUCUUAGAUAAUGUGUAUCACUGACAGGUCUGUUGUACCAUUACUGUAAAUGUGCUGUUUUAAAUAAACGAACUUUUUUAUAAA
Messenger RNA from Xenia sp. Carnegie-2017, 1043 nucleotides. RefSeq names its product myosin heavy chain kinase B-like. Gene Ontology annotation, molecular function: ATP binding; protein serine/threonine kinase activity. The record is from RefSeq and is a predicted model, not a curated record. NCBI's taxonomy places the organism in Eukaryota, Metazoa, Cnidaria, Anthozoa, Malacalcyonacea, Xeniidae. Gene Ontology annotation, biological process: protein phosphorylation.